Drosophila melanogaster (fruit fly) is the source of this 1783-nucleotide messenger RNA. RefSeq lists its product as uncharacterized. The coding region runs from base 765 to 1661 and encodes 298 amino acids. The transcript is spliced from 7 exons. The record is from RefSeq and is marked reviewed. NCBI's taxonomy places the organism in Eukaryota, Metazoa, Arthropoda, Insecta, Diptera, Drosophilidae.
UAAAAUCAGUGUUUAUUCGGAUCGCGAAUCAAAAACAACUUGCGAUUGAAAUCGAAGUUCGAAAAGUUAGUUGUAGCUAACCAGCUUUGGCCAAAUGGUAUCAAAGAGACCUGGAUCGUUGUGCUCCGGGUUUUCCCUUCUCAAGAACCGAAUCAACCGAACCAGCUAAAGUGAACUGAAUGUCUCUUAAUUGUGCAAUUGUUUGUUUAAAGUGCAUGUGAACAAGAUACGCUAAUAAAAGUCUUCGGAUCGGUGGUAAACUAUAAAACUAUAAAACCGCAGCUUACAUAAUUAGCCUGAUUAAACCAGGCCAAAGUUGGUCGGAUGUCAAAGGGUUUUGAGUGAAAGUACAAGUGAAAGCCCGAUCGCCGCCGACAUUUUAGUGCUGCAAACCACUUUAUCCCUAAAAUCAUAGAAGUCGGCACGUUGAGUUGAGCUCUUCAGCGGUGUAUUGUUGCUCUUCUGGUCGUUCACAUUGUUGCUGCCAUUUCAAUUUGCAAUCUGUGGAAAAGUGCAGAGCGCAAGGAAAUAGUGCCUGGCCAAAAGCCACAAGCACCAAAGGCAGCUGGCCACGGGGACGAGGAGAGUGGCACAAUAGACAAAGUGUAUCAAUUAUAAUACGGGCACAAGGCGAAGGAUCCCCAGCCGGGGGCCAAAGGAAGGGGAUCCGGGGUCCAGUAACCAGGAGCCGAAAAGCAGGAUACCAGAGUUGCAGCUAACACAAAGAGAAAAGGAACUAAAGAGGCAACCACACUUGCAGAGCCAUGUUGGCUACGACAAGUACAACCACAAUUACCUCGGAUCCGGGCAUCCUCUGUUUUCAUCACUGCAACGUGAAAGUUUUCUGCUUCACUUUGCCGCACACUUGUCCCCAUUGCAAUGCCCCACUGGACGCGGAUGUGGAUGCGCAUGGGGAUGUCGAUGGGGAUGCGGAUCCGAGUGCGCAACUAGACAGGGCCGGGCCACGCCUCCUCCUCCUGCCCUUCCGCCUGCCAUAUCCUUUUGUGCGGGCCACGCAGCAUCCGUGCGCCAUUGUCCUGCGUCCCUCCGCCGGCGAUUUCCUCAACGAUUACAGCAACGCCACCGAUUUGCAUAUCGCAGUGACCACAUCCGGCGGCGACAUCGUGGAGUUCGAUCGCUUUGGCCUUCGCCGCCAUCGGCGGGAUGAUAAUCCUCCGGAGUGGCGGCAGUCGCUGAUGGUGGGCGAUGUGCCGGAGCCGUGGCACGACUUUUGGGACGAGGUCCUGCAGCAGAUCUGCGCCCAAUCGGUGCGCUGGUCCAUCGCCAGUUAUGCGGAGGAGAGCCACAACUGCUACGCCUUCGUCCUGGCCUUCCUGCAGGCCCUCGGCCACGCCCACCUGAGCGAGGCCGCCCGCAGCAAGACCGCCUUCUGUGAGCAGUGCAUUGUUCCAAGGACGACGACAGCGGGCAAGUACAUCUCGCUGUAUCGCAAAAUCCGCAGGAGCGGCAUCUACGUCCAUCGCCAGCAGCCUAAAAACCGCAGUAAGCCAGCAUCCGCAACUCCUCCAAGUUCCUACCCCUCAGACUCGUGCGAUGGCCUUGGCAGCAGCAAAAAGGUCUCAAAAAAAGGAUACUCCAGCAGCAGUAUUACAGGACUUGCCAACCGCCCGCGGCCCACGCUCUGCACCAUCGAAGAGUAAUUAAUCGAUUAGAUAGAAAUUGUGUUUGCAACUUUGCAAAGACUUUAGCGUAGUUAAAUUUAAUAAAUUCAGAACAAAAAAUUGUACGUUACAUUUGUAUUAAAAAGGUAAAUUGUGGGUAC